Rotaria sp. Silwood2 is the source of this 264-nucleotide messenger RNA. The record is from the annotation of a GenBank genome assembly. NCBI's taxonomy places the organism in Eukaryota, Metazoa, Rotifera, Eurotatoria, Philodinida, Philodinidae.
AUGGUAGAUUUAGUACCUCGGCUACUCGUUCGUCAAGAGAUUUCAUUUAUUCCUACAAUCCAAUUAAGAGCUUCAACCUAUGGUGCAAUCAUCGGAGAAUUAGUGUUUACUUCAUACUUCGCAGCUUCAAAUUAUGAUGAAAAACCAUUUUUUAUUUAUGAACCGAUACCAAUCCCGUUUAACCAUGCACAUAAACGUGUUAGACUUGCUCAAAUGCCAGCAUACAUAGGCAUUCAUCCAGAUUCUCGUCAGUUUGUUCAAUAG